Plectropomus leopardus (leopard coralgrouper) is the source of this 429-nucleotide messenger RNA. The record is from RefSeq and is a predicted model, not a curated record. NCBI's taxonomy places the organism in Eukaryota, Metazoa, Chordata, Actinopteri, Perciformes, Serranidae.
CAGCGGUUGAGGACGAGUUUGUCUCAGAGCAGAAAUCCUCGACGCCGACGGCAGAGCGACCAGGAAGAGGAGGAGGUGAAGGAGCAGGAGGAGGAGGAGGUGAAGGAGCAGGAAGAGGAGGAGGAGCAGGUGAUGGACGAGGAGACGGAAACAGUCCAGUUGGUCAGAGGAAGCUGCGUUGCCGUGGCAGCAGCAGGUGCUGAGUCAGCAGGUGUGUCAGGUGAAGACGAGGACGCAGGUGAACCGGAGCAGCAGUCUCACCUGCGCACAGCAGCGGUUGAGGACGAGUUUGUCUCAGAGCAGAAAUCCUCGACGCCGACGGCAGAGCGACCAGGUACAGAGAAAAGUUCACUCCACAAUAAUUCUGCAAACUUUUUAUUUUACUGUUGAGUUUUAGUUGUUUGAAGUCGGUCGUUAACCCUUAAACAC